Molecule: messenger RNA, 1665 nt
Organism: Notolabrus celidotus (New Zealand spotty)
Lineage: Eukaryota; Metazoa; Chordata; Actinopteri; Labriformes; Labridae
Gene: srprb
Product: SRP receptor subunit beta
Exons: 7
Coding region: 16-963 (315 amino acids)
Biological process (GO): vesicle-mediated transport; intracellular protein transport
Cellular component (GO): plasma membrane; cytoplasm
Molecular function (GO): GTP binding
Source: RefSeq, a predicted model, not a curated record
UGAAGUAGAAGACCAAUGUGUGGAAGUGAACUGAAGCGUCCUAGUCGGGAGCGCCCCCUGCCGACCCUCCAGAGUCAGUGCAGGCCAGAGGAGGAAGGAGACGUGUCCCAGAGAGAGAUUAGCUUAAACGCACAGAUGGAGGCAGACAGCACCGGUAGCAACAUGGGAGAGACAGCAGACGUGGAAAUGGCAGAAAAUCCAUUUGAGCCUUAUAUUGAAUCUCUUCGGCAGCAGCUGGAGGACCAGGACCCCGCGGUUCUGAUCGGACUGAUCGUCGCUCUGGCUGUCGUUGUUAUCACCUGCGUUUUCCUGAAGUACUUUCUAUCCAGUAAAACAGUCAGGAGCGCGGUGCUGCUGGUCGGGCUUUGUGACUCGGGGAAAACCCUCCUGUUCAGUCGGCUGCUGUCAGGAAAGUUCAAGCGCACACAGACCUCCAUCACUGACAGCAGUGCUCCAUACAAAGCUAAAAACGACAAGGCCAGCACCUGGACUCUGAUAGACCUGCCAGGACAUGACAGUCUUCGCCCUCAGUACAUGGAGAAAUUCAAAUCUGCAGCCAGGGCGAUUGUGUUCGUAGUGGACAGUGCCAUCUUCCAGAAGGAGGUGAGGGAUGUUGCUGAGUUUCUGUACAUGCUGUUGACAGACAUCGUGAUCUCAAGGAAUGCCCCAGCUCUCCUGGUAGCAUGCAACAAGCAAGAUAUCACCAUGGCAAAAUCAGCCAAGUUAAUUCAGCAGCAGCUGGAGAAGGAACUGAAUACCUUGAGAGUGACUCGUUCUGCAGCUCUCAGUGCUCAGGAUGGCUCAGUAGGCGGCAGCGUGUAUCUGGGGAAAAAAGGCAAAGACUUUGACUUCAACCAGCUGCCCUUGAAGGUGGAGUUCCUGGAGUGCAGCGCCCGUGGCAGCAAGGGUGAAGAUGGGGACGCGGACUUGGAGAACCUGGAGAAGAGUCUGGCUAAACUGUAAAAUCAACAACAUCCUCAAAGGGCAGACUUUGCUGCAAAAAACACUCACAGCUCGAAUCAACAUCACCCAAUCAAAGGAGGGAUGGCAACUGUGUCACAGCGGAGGACUUUUUUUUUGACAGGAGUGACUAGUGAGACAUGGUACUACCUGUGCUGACUGUCAGAAUGAAGCUUGUAACAACAUUACACGAUGAGGAGCGAAGACAUAGAAAAUCAAACACACCAAAAAGACUGAAAGUUGUGUAUUCAGGUGUUGUAGUUUGUCUGGUUGCUCCGAGUGCUGAGAAAUGAACAUGUGCUUUUACGCUGUCGAUCCAACUGUGAACAUCCGCCUUACAGCGCUUUUUUGGCUUCUUUAGAAAAAUAUAUAGUUUGAACAAUUUUCAUAUACACAUUUGCUGUUUGUAAUUUAAAUUUAAAGUAUUAUAGGCUGUCAAAGAAUUUCAACAUUGUUUUAAAUUUAUCUAGCGUGACCUAUAAGCUGCCUUGUUAAGACGGAUGGCUGAGAAUUAAGUUUAUUCAAGUUAGCUAUGUGCCUUUUUUCUGGUAUCAUCUGCUAAAGGAUGAAAAUGUUCUUGUUUAAAAGUGUCGUGUGAAUACAGAGAAUUUGCUAUGAAUGUAUGAAUUUAUUAAGAUUUCUGUCUGUCUGUUUGUCUGGCUUGUUUGAAAACUGACAAUACAGAUUUUUUUUUGAUGAUGCAAA